AUGUCUUCGCCGUCUGGUUCCUCCCAAGGAGGCAAGCGCAAGAGGGUCUCCCUUAGCCGUCCCGACUCAUCUGUCGACCUCCUUGACAACGGUAUUCAGACAUCCUCCCGUGAUGCCUCUGGCGAGGAGGGAGACACCACAGCCGCUGAAGAUGGUCGACCUCACCACCGUGCCGCCGCCGUUAGCGGGCCCAUUCCUAAGAGGCAGCGCUCCAACUCGGACCGCAUCAUCGAAAACACCGAUCAUGCCCUCGACCCCGGCGAGCCCAGCGACACCACCGAGGCCAGCAUCGACAUCGCCGAGCGUGUUGGUCGAAAGGCCCGCAAGCCCUCCCUGAGGGAUCUCGACGAUGAUGAUGACGAGGGCGAGAUUCACGCCACAGAGGCCAUGCCCCCUCCUCCCAUUGGCAAGUUGACCGAUCCUGCCGGUGGUUACAAGACCAACCCUCCUCCCGUCGGUCGAGCUGUCCGUGUCUACGCCGAUGGAGUCUUUGAUCUCCUCCAUCUUGGCCACAUGCGCCAGCUCGAGCAGGCCAAGAAGGCCUUCCCCAACACUACUCUGGUUGUCGGCGUCACUGGCGACCACGAGACGCACAAGCGCAAGGGUUUGACCGUCAUGUCCGCCGCUGAGCGAUCCGAGACCCUCCGUCACUGCAAAUGGGUCGAUGAGGUCAUUGAGGACUGCCCUUGGAUCGUCACCCCCGAGUUCCUCGAGGAGCACAAGCUCGACUACGUUGCCCACGACGAUCUCCCAUACGGCGCCGACGAGGGCGACGACAUUUACCAGCCCAUCAAGGCCGCUGGCAAGUUCCUCGUCACCCAGCGAACAGAGGGUGUGAGCACCACUGGUCUCAUUACAAGAAUCGUCCGCGAUUACGAAAAGUACAUUGCCCGACAGUUCAAGCGCGGCACCUCUCGCCAGGAGCUCAACGUGAGCUGGCUGAAGAAGAACGAGAUGGACCUCAAGCGCCACGUCCAGGAUCUGCGCGAGAACAUCACCAACAACUGGACCACCACCGGCCAGGAGCUCGGCCGCGAGCUCAAGCAGUUCUGGCCAACCAGCCGACCUCAGAGCCCUGCCCGGUUUAACAGUGCCGGUAGCGCCGAGCAGCUGCGAUCGCCUACCACCCCAGGUGGCGGCUCUGGUACUCCCAAGGAGUUCAUCACCGGUUACGCCUUGGGUCUUGUCGGUGGUGUGCGAUCAUGGAUGACCAAGAGCCGAAGAGACGCGGCAGACGGCAGCCGACCCGUCAGCGACGACGAGUCGGAAGAGAGCGAUAACAUCGCCAAUGCCAAUGCCAAUGCCAACGCCAACGCCAAGACGUCAACAGACCCCGCGAUCAAUACCCCGACUACUACCUCCAAGCUAUAGCUGGAAUAUGAGAUAGCUCAAGAGUGGGAAAAUGGGGAAGAAGAAAAAAACGAUGCCUAGUAGAGAGCAAAAAAGGACCGGGGUCGGGGCCACUACAAAAAUGGGCAAAGAAUUGUUUCGAACCUCGCAAUGGGUCUUGGAUUACUAUUUUAAUCAGUCUUUCAGUCGUGCACGUUUAAUACAAGGCCGGCAUACAAGGCGUUCCGGCUUGUCUAUGUAUGAUUUUUGCUUGCAUUGCAUUGUUCAUUGGUGGUGGGUUGGUUUGGUUGGUGGAGCGAGGUCUGGGUGCUCAGCCUGGAUGGCGAGAGUAUUCUUUGACCACGUGUGAGGAUUACGAAUAGGCUCGAUGAAUUUUCAUAUUUCGUGUUUGAG
Messenger RNA from Fusarium vanettenii 77-13-4, 1743 nucleotides. RefSeq lists its product as uncharacterized. NCBI's taxonomy places the organism in Eukaryota, Fungi, Ascomycota, Sordariomycetes, Hypocreales, Nectriaceae. Gene Ontology annotation, biological process: CDP-choline pathway. Gene Ontology annotation, cellular component: nuclear envelope. The coding region runs from base 1 to 1371 and encodes 456 amino acids. Gene Ontology annotation, molecular function: phosphatidylcholine binding; choline-phosphate cytidylyltransferase activity. The transcript is spliced from 4 exons. The record is from RefSeq and is a predicted model, not a curated record.